Messenger RNA from Daldinia loculata, 1446 nucleotides. Its product is annotated as membrane-associating domain-containing protein. NCBI's taxonomy places the organism in Eukaryota, Fungi, Ascomycota, Sordariomycetes, Xylariales, Hypoxylaceae. The coding region runs from base 1 to 1446 and encodes 481 amino acids. The record is from RefSeq and is a predicted model, not a curated record. Gene Ontology annotation, molecular function: phosphoric diester hydrolase activity. The transcript has 9 exons. Gene Ontology annotation, cellular component: eisosome; plasma membrane. Gene Ontology annotation, biological process: lipid metabolic process; eisosome assembly; protein localization to plasma membrane.
AUGCUCAAGUUAGCAGUACUAGGGAUUCGAGGCUUCUUGCUUCUCUUCGGUGCAGUAGUACUAGGUCUUUCAGUGACUCUUGCGAAGCAACAAGUCGAAGGCGCCCCCCCUGCAGAAACUUCAUUUGGAAGCUUUUGCGGCGCAUUUGGUAUACUUGUCUCACUGAUAGGCAUUGCCGCCCUGUUCAUCGAUAAAAUUCCUAGCAUAGUACCAAUGGGAGCAGAUGGUCUUGCCACAGCGCUCUACCUUGCUGGUGCCAUUGCAUUGACAGUCGCUUUAAAGUCUGUGCCGAGCUGCACGAGUGAUGAUAGCGAGAGCAACUAUCAAAGGGCUAUCAACAAACUCCUGACUGGUGGUUGUGGGACCCUUGCCGAUAAAACUUACUGUCCAGGUUUACCUGAUGAUUUGAGUGAGUUGAAAGGUCGAUGUCAAAGAGUGCAGGCCGACUAUGUAUUCGAAUAUUUAGCCUUCGUUUUCGGAGUCGCCGUUGUCGCUUUGACAUUCUUCUAUAAUAAGAGCAAAGGAAGCAGAAGCGCAGCCUAUAAUGGCCUCAAGUGGUCUCGUGCUAUUCGAAUGAAUCAAAUCCAAGUCAUCGGUACACAUAAUCCUUAUCACAGAGAGUCGCCGUUAGAGGCGCGUGAAGCCUUCGAGCUUGACCUCUUCGCGGAUCCGGAGGGGGGCAAGUACGCGACGUCGCUCGUGAUUCGCAAUUCGGGAACUGAGCUGCCGCUACAGGACGCGAUGAACAAACCCGGCGUGAAGGUUCUCCAUAAGUGGUCUCAUGAACAUCCUAAUCAUGUGCCGAUCCUAUUUAUGUUAGAGUUCAAAACCCCUGAGACUGGGACCGGAGGUGGGGCUCCCCCUAUUCCGUGGAACGAUAGCGAGCUCUUGGAUGAUCUUGACGCUGAGAUUCGCUCCGUCUUCUCCCCAUCACAGCUUAUCACGGCGGACGAUGUCAGGCGCGAUAAUGGUACACUAGAUCAGUCUACAUCAAAGUACGAAUGGCCCGACUUGGACUUAGCCCGCGGUCGUGUUCUCUUCUUUAAUGGUGCCGGACGCCCGAACCUCGAAGGCCGCGUAAUUUUCACGAACUCGAAACCUGGGUACGACGACUGCGCGUUCCAGAAGCUGAAUGACCCACGGAAUGGGACUGAUCUAGAAAAUAUCUGGAGGCAAGUUCGCGCGGGCUACUGGGUACGUACGCGCGCGGAUAAGCUACUGACUACAAUUCUACGUAAUGAUACAACGUCCAUGCGCGACUCGGUUUUUGCUAGCGGCGCUCAAAUCGUCAGCACUGAAUUUCCGACCUACAGGCUAACUAGCCGCUGGCACGUUGACUACGCUGCGCGGUUUGACGUUGGAAUAGCUGUGCGGUGUAAUCCAAUUAUUGGGAAGGAUGAUUGCGUAAAUACGUUACUGGAGCCCGAGGAUUGUUUACGAAAUUAA